Molecule: messenger RNA, 2362 nt
Organism: Somion occarium
Lineage: Eukaryota; Fungi; Basidiomycota; Agaricomycetes; Polyporales; Cerrenaceae
Source: the annotation of a GenBank genome assembly
CCGCCUCAAACUUCGCCUUGCCGGGGCAAAAGAAGUAAGCUUUGCGCUGGAUCCACCAACCGCGAUACUUGCCAUUUCUGGACAUGCGAUCAAUGUUAUUUUGAUCUAGGCGCCCAUUUGUAGCAGGCGCGCCCUCUCACGCUGGGUUUCUCCGGUUGGCCUCAACCACAAGCUUCCUUACCUCCCGACCGAGGGGAUACUGCUGUGUCUGGUUUCAACACCUUUUUACAGCAUGCCGCCAUUCUACGAACUUCAACUAAUCAUAUUUGUCCUUGUAUGCAUCGUCUGGCUGUUACUGGACCGCCAGCUGUCCGGUAAACGACCAGCUGAACAUGGCACUUCGUCAGUAGGAAAUACGGCGAUGGCUAUGACGAGGCUUGCCAAGCAGUAUCUGAUUGUGUAUGGCAUCGUUAUGGGUGCGGAUUGGUUACAGGGCCCAUACGUAUACUCGCUUUACAGGGAGCAAUAUCACUUCCCUGAACGAUUGGUGGCGGUUCUAUUCGUUACAGGCUUCUUGUCUGCGGGUAUAACGGCACCUUUGAUUGGUGCCUGGGCCGAUCAACAUGGUCGCAAGAGACUUUGUCUCGUCUUCUGCAUAACAUAUACACUCGCUUGCCUGUGUAUCCUCGUUCCUUACUUGCCCGUCCUUCUCUUCGGACGUUUACUUGGAGGCAUCUCCACAUCGAUUCUCUACUCGGCGUUCGAGUCAUGGCUUAUCUCGGCCUCCAAUUCCCUCGGACUUCUUCAAUCUGACCUUUCCACCAUUCUUGGACGUGCCACUCUCGUUAAUGGCUUUGUAGCUUCCGGCGCAGGGGUAUUCAGUAACCAGCUCGUAGGCGUCACUGGUUCGUUUGCUUCUCCGUUCGUCGCUAGUGCUGCUCUGCUUGUGCUAGCUUGGUUCGUCAUUCGGGGCCUCUGGAAAGAGAACUAUGGUGGCGUGGAUUCAUCGAAGGCGACCGUAUCAGCUGAUACUUUCCAACUGAGGCGAUUGUCGCAGGCUUGGAGAAUUGUAAUGAGUGAUCCGAACUUGAUUGUGCUUGGACUCACUCAGACCUGUUUUGAAGGGUCGAUGUACCUGUUCGUAUUCCUGUGGGUGCCAUCACUCCAGGAAAGCGCUGGACCAUCAUCGACAUCUCUACCUCUCGGCUAUAUCUUCUCAUGCUUCAUGAUCGCCAUGAUGCUCGGCUCCCUGCUUUAUACCACAAUCACCUCUUACAACGCGUCACGAGGUGGGGACAAUGCCCUGCUUCUCCACGCGAAGUUGAGCUCGCUCGUGUGCGCCGUGAGUGCGUUUACUUUCGCCGUCACUGUCAGUAGUCAGGACGAACAUGUUCGCUUUUGGGCGUUCUGUGCAUUUGAGGCGUGUGUAGGGAUGUACUAUCCUGUGCAAGGAAUGUUACGAGGUAGCCUGAUAUCAAAUGAACAUCGAGCCACGCUCUCGUCGCUUUUCCGCGUGCCUCUCAACAUCUUCGUCGUCGUAUCCCUUUUGACAGGCGUGUCCUCGGCACGAUACACCGUGCUUACUGCAUGCGCCUGCAUGCUAGGAUUCUCAUCUUUGAUGACCGGGGCAGUCAUCGUAAACAGGUUAGACAGUUCGAAUAUACCCAACGGAUUGCCCCACGUAGCAUAAUUGAUAUCAUCCGGUCGCAUGUUCAUUCGUUAACAAUCCAGCACAGAUACAGAUAUAGAAGCGGGCUUUGCAGGUCUUAGACACCCAUAAUACAAAUUGGAUAUUUAUGAUUACCCAUUCGCCCUCAAGAUCAAAUGUGACCUACGAAUGAACUCAAUGACAAUGCUACCAGUUGCAACACGUAGACAGUGAGGACACUGUAUGUUUGAUUAAGCACGUCAUCCCUAUUGAGGGACAGAAAUAUCCAACAAAGGGCGAAGGAAGUAGCGCGUAAUGCCGUGAUGGUUGUUGAACAAAAGAAUCGUCGGAUUCGUGAGGACUACCUAAAGGGGAGUCGCCGUUCCCCACGGCGGAAGACUCUAAGUAGCCGGAUUACCUUCUAGCUUGGUAUCUAAAACUACAUCUGACAGCCGUCGCUGGUCUUCGUCGAAGAAUUUGAUACGGGAACGUGAACUACUCCUGAGUUCCAAACUAUGAUCAUAAACAAUCGCCCGUCCUUGACGUAUCCUUGCAUAGAUUGUGCCUGUAGCAGAGGAAAACAGAUUGAGAUUACUACAUUGCUGCCGUCGAGGAUGAAAUCACUCAUCUCAGGCUGUCAGAAGCCACGACUCCGCAGUACACCUUCUCAACCUACCAAAGUGAUGGUAGCAUUCCUUCACUAAGGUACUAUGGUUCCACCCCUUUGGUAAAUGUUUUAAGUACCUGGACUGCCAAAAAAUCAGUUCUUGACGA